Messenger RNA from Quercus robur (English oak), 6074 nucleotides. RefSeq names its product TMV resistance protein N-like. Bases 157 to 3828 code for a protein of 1223 amino acids. Gene Ontology annotation, biological process: defense response; signal transduction. Lineage: Eukaryota; Viridiplantae; Streptophyta; Magnoliopsida; Fagales; Fagaceae. The transcript is spliced from 9 exons. The record is from RefSeq and is a predicted model, not a curated record. Gene Ontology annotation, molecular function: ADP binding.
AAGUUCUCUAUAACAUACACUUUGUGAUCUCUAUUAUUUUCUAUUUCUUCAAAGUUCAAAGUGAGCGCACACAAAGUUCUUUUGCGGCCAAUCGUUUUGAGCCUCUUUAUCUACUCGACCUGGACAACCUCAUCAGCACCCUCAAGUAUAUUUCCGAUGGCUUCUAUAAGCACUCAAAAAGACUCAUCCUUCUCAUCAUUUUCUUCUUCAACACCACAAUGGAAAUAUGAUGUCUUUCUCAGUUUUAGAGGUGAGGAUACCCGCAAUGGUUUUACAGACCAUCUAUAUGCUGCCUUGAAACAGAAGGGCAUUGUCACCUUUAGAGAUGAGGAAAAACUUGAGAGGGGUAAAUCCAUUUUACCAGAGCUCUUGAAAGCAAUAGAAAAAUCCAAGUUUGCAAUUGUCAUUCUUUCAAGAAAUUAUGCAUCUUCUACAUGGUGCUUGGAUGAACUUGCAAAAAUCAUUGAAUGCAUGAAAGAGAUAGGAACAACAGUUUGGCCAAUUUUUUAUGAUGUGGAUCCAUCUGAUGUUGCCCAAGCCUUUGCUACACAUGAGGAGCAUUUUAAGGAUCACAUAGAGAAGGUGCAAACCUGGAGAGCUACUUUAAAAGAAGUGGCCAAUCUUAAAGCAUGGCAUUUACAGGAUGGGUCUGAGUCAAAACUUAUCCAAAAUAUUGUGGGAGAGUUAUGGCAUAAAUUGAGUUAUGCGUUCUUAGAAGAUACUGAAGACCUUGUAGGAAUAGAAUCUCGAGUGAAGAAAUUGGAGUCAUAUUUGGCUAUAGAGUUUAACGAUAUUCGCAUUGUAGGGGUUUGGGGGAUGGGGGGAAUUGGUAAAACAACCCUUGCUAGAGUUUUUUCUCGUAUGGUUGCUAAGAAAUAUGAAGGCUAUUGUUUUCUUGCUAAUGUUAGGGAGGUUUGUAAAAAAGAUGGUUUAGUUCCAUUACAACAACAGCUUAUUAGUCAAAUUUUAAAUGAAAGUAUGAAUAUACAAAAUGUUGAUGAUGGGGUUUUUGUGAUCAAGAAUCGAUUACGUCAUAAAAGAAUUCUUCUUGUUCUUGACGAUGUAAAUCAAUUAGACCAGUUAAAAAAGUUGGCUGGGGAGCAUAAAUGGUUUGGUUUAGGUAGUAGAAUUAUCAUAACAACAAGGGAUAAACAUUUACUACAUAUACUUGGAGUAGAUGAAAUAUACGAAGCUGAAGGAUUGAAUGAUGAUGAAGCUCUUCAUCUUUUGAGUUUGAAAGCUUUUCAUAAAGUCCAUCCUCCCAAAGAUUAUCUAGAGUUGUCUAAAGAUGUUGUAAAAUAUACUAAAGGUCUUCCUCUGGCUGUUGAGAUCUUAGGUUCCUUUUUGUUUGGUAGAAGCAUUAAUCAAUGGAAAAGUACAUUAAAUAGGCUUAUAGAAUAUCCAGAACGUGAAAUUCUCCAAACACUUAAAAUAAGUUAUGAUGGAUUACAUGAAACAGAGAAAAAAAUAUUCCUAUAUAUUGCAUGUUUCUUUAAUCAUGAGGACAAAUAUCGUGUAGUAGAAAAACUAGAUUAUCUUGGUCUUUACCCUGAUGUUGGAUUAGGGGUUCUCGUUGACAAAUCUCUCAUAAAGAUGACUAUCAUUGAAGUGUGGAUGCAUGAUUUACUACAAGAAAUGGGCAGGAAAAUAGUUCAUGAAGAGAGCCUUGAAGAUCCUGGAAGGCGUAGCAAUCUAUGGUCAUUUGAGGAUGUUAACAAUGUUCUAACAAAAAAUACGGGAACAGGAGCAGUUCAAGCCAUAGUCCUAAAGCGGCCUGAAUUGAAAGCGGCAAAUUGGAAUCCUGAAUCUUUUUCAAAGAUGCAUCAGCUUAAAUUGCUCAUAAUUAAGAACGUUCAACUUGUCCAUGAAAACAAACAUCUUCCUAAUGGCUUAAGAUUUCUUGAUUGGAGUGGAUACCCUUCAAAAUCUUUGCCAUUAAAUUUCCAAUCAAACGAUCUGUUUGAACUUUACAUGUGCAGUAGCUACAUCGAACGACUUUGGAAAGGAGCAAAGUCUUUUGAGAGGUUGAAAGUCAUCCAAAUGAACGAGUCUUCAAAUCUUAUAGAAACCCCUGAUUUCACCAAAGUUCCGAAUCUUGAGAUAUUGCUCCUAGAAGAUUGUAUAAAUUUAACGAGGGUGCAUCCAUCAAUUGGAGUUCGUAAAAAGCUUACUCUUCUCAAUUUAAAAGGCUGCAAAAACCUAAAAACUCUUCCGAACAAGUUUGAAAUUGAGUCUCUGAAGGUUCUUAUUCUUUCUGGUUGCUUAAAAGUACGGAAAAUCCCAGAAUUCGAAGAAAAUAUGCAAUGUGUGUUGAGGCUUUACUUGGAUGAAACUGCUAUUACUAAACUACCAACAUCAAUUGGGCAUUUAACUGGCCUUGUUUUAUUGGAUGUAAAAAAUUGCAAAAGUCUUACGUGUCUGCCAAACACCAUUUUUAAUUUGAAAUUUCUUAAAGAUGUGAAUAUUUUUGGAUGCACAAAAUUGGGGAGACUGCCAGAGAAUUUGGGGAAUGCAGAAAGUAUAGAGAAGCUUGAUCUGAGUGAAACUGCCAUAAGACAGUUGCCUUCUUCCAUUAGUCUCCUAAAAAAUCUUAAAGUGCUAUCUUUCUCUGGAUGUAAGGGGUUGUCAUCAUCUAAUAAUUCAUGGUAUGAGCUCCUCCCUUUUUAUUUUAUGCCAAGAAGUCCAGAUCCUGGGGGAUUGUCCUCUCUAUCAAGUUUGUGUUCUUUGACCAAUUUGGAACUUAUAGGCUGCAAUCUCAAGACAAUCCCCAUUGGUAUUGGUAAUUUAUUCUGUUUAGACAAAAUGGAUCUAAGUGAAAAUAGUUUUGUUUGCCUUCCUGAAAGCAUCGAUCAACUACGUAAGUUGAGAAUAUUUUGGUUCUCAGAUUGCACAAGUCUUCGAUCAUUGCCAAAGUUUCCAUCAAAUAUUGUUUCUAUUAGGGGAUAUGAUUGUACCUCACUAGAAACGGUACCAGAUUUACUAAAACCUAGUUCUUUAUGUGAGGCAGAGCUUGUUCUUUCAAAUUGCAGUAGACUGGCUAACAAUCAAGGUGUAAUUGACAUGUUUUUUGCAGUGAUAAGAAAGCAACUUCAGGGACUUUCUCUUGACGGUAGAUAUAGCUUACAAGAUUUUAAUUGGGUAUAUGAAAUCCUUAUUCCUGGAAGUGUAAUUCCGAAGUGGUUUAGCCAUCAAAGUAUGGGGGUUGAAGUGACUAUAACAAUACCUUCUUCUUAUUUGUUUGACGAGUUGAUGGGAAUUGCUGUUUGCGUUGUAUUUUGUUCACUUCCACAUCACCAAAUUGAUGAGAAAAGUAUACUUGAAUGUUGGUUGAUGGUCAAUGGAAAAAAAAUGAUGUCUUCACCACACAUAAAUGCCUUUGUUACUUUAUCAGAUCAUAUUUGGCUAUUUUAUGUGCUUUCUCAAUACUACAAGGAUGAUGAGGACGACAUAAAGGAAUGUGAAGCAAAUGAAUUCAAUCAGAUUGGUAUUAAAAUUGAAGCUGGUUCAGUCUUGGAGGUGAAGGAAUGCGGUUUCCGUAUGGUAUACAAGAAAGACAUAGAAGAUCUCAACCAAACUAUGGCUCAGAGUAGCAACACCAGCAUCAUUCCUUAUGAGGACUUAGGUGUUCUCCAUCACAAUUUUGACAAUUCGGUAGUGGUAGCGGAAGGCAACAAAGCAAAGCGAACCCGUGAUGAUUAUGAUGGGGUUGGACCUAGUGGAGAUGGAAGCUCUAAUGAUUUGCCACACCUAAAAAGGAUUGAAAGGCUUGCAGAAUUUAACAACCAUGGUAACUCUGAUUGUGCUGAGUCAAGUGAGUACAAGGAUUGAAGUGAUUAGUUUAGUGAUUGGUGGUAAUCUAGUGAAACUGAAUUGGAAUGUUGAUGGAAUUUGAAGGGUUCAAAUACUCUGAUUAUUGGACUUGUUCAUAAGGAGAAACCAUCACAUAGCCAAGAGACAAGAAGACCUGAGCAGUCCAUUGUAUGCUUCUAAUUUUCACUUACUCUAAUAGAUUACAGGGUAAAAUCUGCACUUUUGUUGCCUAUAUAAUUCAUCUUUUUAAAAUUUUUUCAAAGUUUAAAAACAAUAUAUGUAUGCCACUUCAAACAUUAUAAUCAGAAUUAAGUAUUAUGUUGUUACAUAUUGUAUAUGAGAACUCGUGUAUAGAUCACAAUCAGAAUGAUUAGUCUAACUAGAUGUAGCAUCAAGCUUCCUCGCUAAAGGUUUCCUACGGUUGUGUACCAAUAACCUUCAACCAAAAAAACUUUUCUUUUUGUUUGGUUUAAGAGAAUGGAUAAGUUUUCUAUUAUUGUUUUUUUCUUUUUAUUUUUUUUGCUCUGAAAUUUUUAUUAUCUUAAUGUAGGAUAACAAUUUUAGAAGUUAUUAAAAUGAUUUAUAUUAGCAUGUUUGAGGACUUUGUUAAUGUAAUUCUCAUAAUGUAACAAACUUUACAAUUACGCUUAGUGAAUGUUCAAAAUUUAACUUUCUUUUUAUGAGGAAAUGUAAAUAUGCAAAAUUUCCCUUUUGACCAAAUCAUUCAAAAUAGUUCAUGUAUUGGUGUUACUAUACAAAAUAGUGAAGGCUUGGUGAUUGCGUUUGGCGAUUGCGUCUCUAGCUCAAAGGUUGAAACAAGCAUACAAAGCUGUUGAAAUUGAAGCUAUGGCUGCGAUUCGUGCCUUGGAAUUUGCAGCAGAGAUCGGCCUGGACAGAGUUGUGGUAGAGGGGGAUUCCGAGAUAGUAACACAAGCUUUGAAGAGUAAAGAUACAGGUGUUGUAUUACAUAUAACCCAGAAAUCGUCUUUAUUAAGAAGGGAAGAGAGCAAGAUGUCUCCUCAGUAAUACAAAACCAUAUCAACCCCUGAAAGAGGCCACAAAAAAUAAAUAUACAUGAAUCCCACAACCUAAGGGAACUCUUAUAAUAAAUGAAGAAUACAAUAAUAAUCAUCAUUAAUCAAGAAUAGGUAAGAAUGUGGUGCUGCAAAAGGCAGGUUUACAAAUGAGAAGAUCAGUACGCUGUGAAGGUUGAAGCAACUGUUGCAGCACAUGUAAGGAAGAAGAGAUGAGAAAUUGACAACUUGAUGGAACUUCCAGCUGAUGUACUACCUUCUGUUGAUGGCACGGUUUUAGAUCCACUUCCUACAAAAGUGAACAUCAACACCAAUGAGCAAAUUAAGAAAACAAAUAAAUACAAUGAUAUUUCAUUGAUGAGUAUAAAUUUAAUAGAACUUGUUCAAUGUCACUUAUUUCUUAAGGUUCUUUGUAAGGAUUGAACUUUUUGAACAUAGAAUAUGGUUUGUGUAAGUCAAAAUUUGAUUGAUCAUGAUAAUUUUUCACAAUUGAACAAAUGAUGAAGCAGUUUGUACCUGAAGGAACUGAAUCCGAAGAUGUUGGUGAUCCUGCAGGAGAGUUAGAUGGUGAAGCAGCUGCUGAUAUUCAAAAGCUACUGAGAGGUGGGGUCUGAACAUUACAAGCACCAGGCAAAGCUAGAGCCUGAGUUUGGUUGAUGUUGAUCCCCAAUGAUGAGCUACCUCCAUUAAGGACUUGGCACAAGCAUUGUGGUUGUGAGCGGACUACACUAGCAAGCUGUGAGCAGCAGCCUGAAGAUGGUGUUGAGGUGUUGCCAGUAAUGUAGUUGAGGCAUGGUGACAUACUGAUGAUCACAUUUGUACAACUCGACUGAGCUGAAGCUCCUGCCCAGAGCAUAGUCACCAAGACUAGGACCAGACCCAUCUCCAUUUUUGUAUAAGCCAUUGGAAUUGGAUGCUCUCAAAUUCAAAUAUAAGCUGGAAAUGCCUGUGGAUUUCUGUGAUCUUGAAGCACUUAACUGACUUAACUUUUGAUUAGUUUGGUGGAGAAGGGGAAAGAUGUAUAGGAUUUUGUAGGGAAAUCAAUCAAGAUAGAGACAAAUGAAUGAUGGGUUAUGUGGCUCAACAACUUAUCCUACUUUCUAACAGGUUUCUAACGUGUGGUACUUGGCAUUUGGCAUGCUUAAAAGUCUCUGUUUAGACCUGGAGACUUGGAAUCUUCUUCUGUAGUUUAGCUUUAGGAAGAAAAUAUUAAUUUUUGAAGUUAGGUUA